CGGAAGCCACGCACGAGCGGCUAUUGGUGGGUUAGCCCGGCUAUCCCGAGCGCAAGCAUGAUUGGCUAGCCGCUCCGCCCGCCUUCCUGAAAGGUCAUGAAUAUUUAUCAAUCAUUUGGGGUUUCCCUCGGCCAACAUGGCGGACGUAGGGAAAGACGUGGAUGUUGCUAUAUCGAAAGCCUUGUUGAGCAUAGAAUCUGUCGAUAGCUUGAAACCUGAGCAGCACCAGGUUUUGGAGAACUUCCUGUGCGGCAGGGAUGUGGUGGGUCUUCUUCCUACAGGCUUCGGUAAAUCGCUGAUUUACCAGCUCGCUCCCACUGUGGCUAAAAAUUUGCGGUCGAGUGCGCUUUGUCCAGAGCACAUAAAGACUGCAGAGUUUCCUUCUCUGAUCAUCUUAUCUCCACUUCUGGCGCUUAUAAACGACCAAGUGUUGGAGGCCAGGGAGUUUGGACUGUCCGCGAUGUCGCUGUGUGACCCCAGUCCGACCGAAGAAGCGCAGAUUCUGAGUGGGAAGGUCCGGUUAAUGUUCGCAAAUCCCGAAACGCUUGUGUUGGACGAAAAAUGGCGGGACAUGCUGCUCACAGAGAGGUUCCAAAACAACGUCGUGGGUCUUGUGGUCGAUGAAGUCCAUAAAACACCGAGCUGGGGAGAAGCAAAGAAAGGGGGGAAGGCCUUCCGGGAAACGUUUGCGAGGAUAGCAGAGCUCCGCUCUUUGUGUAAGCAUGGGACUCCUGUUUUGGCUCUUACUGCUUCUGCCGACACUGCUACAAGAAAGGACAUUGUGAGACUCCUGAACCUGAGCAAGCACACCGUAUUUGUGGAGAGGAGCCCAAAUAGGACUAACAUUAGGCUCAGUGCUGUCAGGAUCAAGCCAUCAGAUGAUUUUGCCUGUCUAGACUGGUUAGUUACGGGUGUUAAGAAAUAUGGCAGUGAGUUUGGCAAGGCAGUUAUAUACUGUAGAGAUUUUAAAACUGUGGGUGCGGUGUACUGCCACCUUGUGGCAUCCCUUAGGGAUGAAGCUUAUGUCGGGGUUAGGAUAUCGCGCAACUGUAGAGUUGGGAUGUACCAUAGCGAGACCUUGCCGGAGAAGAAGGAGCAUGUGCUUUCAUCAUUUAGGGGUACAUCCAAAUUCUCCAAUUUGUCAGUUGUUAUUGCCACUACAGCACUGAGCAUGGGCGUGAAUUUCCCAGAUGUCAGAUACGUUGUCAUGUAUGGUCCUCCAGACAACAUGGAAGACUUAAUGCAGCAAAUAGGAAGAGCUGGAAGGGAUAACCUCCCAGCUCAUGGUAUUAUGUAUAGUUAUGCCCAGCAAAGGUGUGAUGACAAUGUCAGACAAUAUGCCAAGGGUACAUCUUGCCUCAGAGCCACAUUGUACAACCACUUUGAGUCAGCUAAGUCUACCGUACCAUUGGAACCUGGACAUGACUGUUGUACAGUGUGUCAUAAAACGUGUAACUGUAACACAUCUAGUGAAUCAUGUGAUGUUCCUAGCCCUGUACAUGAAAUGUCAGUAGCUGCAACUGAAACAAUCCCGUCCAAGGUGAGAAGUGUCACUGAUGAACAGAGAGAGUUGUUGACAGAGGGGCUGUAUCAGUACAGAUAUUCCCUUGUGAAGAAUAAGAGGCUUUUGCUGUCAGUUGGACACACAACUGGAUUUACAGAUGCAUUCAUAGAGUCAAUAGUUGAAAAAAGCCCUUUCAUUUUCUCAGCUAAGUACAUCCUGGAUAACUUCCCUGAAAUAUACUCUGAACAGCAUGCUCACUCGAUCAUGUACAUAGUCAACAAGGUGUUCAAUGACAACCUAGAUAUUGAUGACUUACUAGAAGCAAUAGAGGCAGACUUUGAGUCUGAAAUUGCACAGGACCCAAGUAUUCCUGACAUUCCUGUUACAUGGUCCAACUCUGAUUCUGAUAAUGCCUGUGCUGAGGAACCAAUUUUAUGGGAUGAAUUCUUGUACUAUGACAGUGACUGAUAAUAUUUACAAUUACAUUUUUUUGGUGAUGUGAAAGAUGUAAUUAUGAUUUCUAUCGCAGUACAUAUGACAAUGAGUACAUGUAUAUCAUUUCUUUAAGGAACACCAUGAUGUAUCCUUUUCUUUUAUUCAAUACAUGUUCUGUACAAGUCUUGUGGAAACAUUUUUGUAACAAAGUCUUUUCACUGUAUAUAUACAUGCAUAAGCUUAGAAGAGUAUGGAAUUUCUUCGCAUGUGUCACUUAUGUCAGUGCUUUUGCAGUUUGAUCACUUUUCUUCAAUACAUAACACAGUAUUUUCAUUGUAUAUAUACAUGUAUAAGGUUAGAAGAAUAUGUCAUUUCUUCGCAUAUGUUACUUAUGUCAGUUUGGUCACUUAGGGUGAUCAAUUCAAGACUGAAAACAUCAGUGUAGCAACAAAGUUUUGUAUCAUAUGUAUAUAAGCCUAGAGAAAUAUGGCAUUUCUUCACAUCCAAAUUUUUACAUGUAUAAGUGGUUUUACAGAUUGAUCAGUUAUCUUUUCUUUAACACACCAGUCUUUUGGGGUGUUCGCUUCAUGACUGAUAACAUCAGUGCAACAACAAAGUCUUUGUAUCAUUGGCUUAUCUACUUACUAGUAUUGUAUUUGUAGUCAAAAUGUAUGUUUCCUUAUUCAGUUUUGGAAUACACAUUUUGUACAUUACAAUUUGACAUUGUCACUAAGGGGUUGUCAGAACACCCGAUACAGGUUACAUAGUGGAAAACAUGAGGAAUGGAAAACAUGUUCUUUCAAACAUA
Messenger RNA from Branchiostoma floridae (Florida lancelet), 2747 nucleotides. RefSeq names its product ATP-dependent DNA helicase RecQ-like. Gene Ontology annotation, molecular function: four-way junction helicase activity; 3'-5' DNA helicase activity; nucleic acid binding. Lineage: Eukaryota; Metazoa; Chordata; Leptocardii; Amphioxiformes; Branchiostomatidae. The coding region runs from base 137 to 1972 and encodes 611 amino acids. The record is from RefSeq and is a predicted model, not a curated record. Gene Ontology annotation, biological process: double-strand break repair via homologous recombination; telomere maintenance. The transcript is spliced from 3 exons. Gene Ontology annotation, cellular component: chromosome; nucleoplasm; cytoplasm.